UCGCCGAAGAGCAAACACAACCACUGCUAAGAUGAGACCCAUCCACGCACUCCUGGCCCUGGCCCUCGUCGUGGCCUGCGUCAGCGCCGGCAGUAUUGGCGGCGGCGGCUGCUGUGGGGGUGGACACGGCGGUGGCGGCGGUGGUUUUGGAGGUGUCAGGUACGGCGGCGGCGGCGGCGGCGGUGGCGGCGGUGGCUUCGGUGGCGGCUUCCACGGUGGAAGAGGAAGCUUCGGCGGCGGCCGACGUGGCGGAUUCAGAAGCUUCGGAGGUGGCAGCUUCGGCGGUGGCAGCUACGGUGGCGGCAGCUUCGGUGGCGGCAGCCUCGGUGGCGGCAGCUUCGGUGGCGGCAACUUUGGCGGCUUCGGCGGCAGCCACGGAGGCAGCUUCGGAGGUGGUGGCUUCAGUAGCGGAUACGGCAAGUAAGACAUCUGUUUCACCUCUUCGCCACAACGCCUGAACGAAAGAGAUCCAGCCCAGGCGUGCAUCUGAGAGCGCGUGCGUGCACAUGUGUGCGUGCACGUUUUCCAAAAAGAAGAAACAUAUUUUCAACCGUUUCAUCUUCACCUUCAUUUUCUUCCCGUCGAUCAUUUUCGAUUCCCGGCGAAGAAAUCAAUAAAUUAUAUACAAACUUA
Messenger RNA from Scylla paramamosain (green mud crab), 633 nucleotides. Its product is annotated as acanthoscurrin-1-like. The record is from RefSeq and is a predicted model, not a curated record. The transcript has 4 exons. The coding region runs from base 32 to 424 and encodes 130 amino acids. NCBI's taxonomy places the organism in Eukaryota, Metazoa, Arthropoda, Malacostraca, Decapoda, Portunidae.